AUGUCAAGGUAUCUUCGAAAUUCGAGCCAGCUUGCACGUCUGGCCAGACUAUCGCAACGGUGCAGCUUUCAGCGCAGCCUGAGAUUCCCCGUUGUUUCAGCAUCUACUUCGUUACGGACGCUGCAGGCUCCGUAUGGCAUCUGUGUGAGGUACUACUCCUCCUCCAAGCUUCCGCAGUCGGACGAGCCGGAUUCCGACAAGGAUCACGAAUCCAAGUCGCCCAAGGACCGCAAAGUCGCAGAGGAGGAGUCCCCCGAGGGUGAGAAUGACGAGCAUGCAAACAAGGCGGCACCUCUCCCAGAGGGAUGGAUCCGCUUAUCAAAGGAAGAAAUUGCCCAGCUGGAAGCUUUCCAACUGUUGCUGCCAGAAGGACAAAAAGCCACCUUGAAAAAUAUACUUCACGGAUUACAGCAUAUCGGCGCCCCUGCUGAAGUGCGGGAUAUGCUGCAGAAAAUGCGCAAGGGCCCUGGCAACCUGUCAAUUCUUGACAAGGGUCGACUUAUGAGAUGCGUGUUCGUCAUGGCCGAGCGGAUGGCUAAAUGGGAAGCGGAAGAGCAAAGAAAGGGACGCGGCAUCUUCACAAAGAAUCCAAAACCGAACCGAAGCCAGAGAGACGAUGAGACGGGCAAGGGCGAUACCGAUUUCGAAGCCCGCGACAAGAAGUCGGACGAGGAGAGCGGAUCGCAGCAGCAAGGGGGACCAGGACAACCCAAGAAGCCGGAGAGAAGUGGUUGGGUGGACGCAAUACAAGCUGGCAUCGUUCUGGGUAUCACCCUGGCGGUUGGGGAUGCGCUCCUCAAGCCAUUCUAUGAGAAGGAGAUUACGUGGCAAGAGGUGCGCACGGCAUUUUUGGACAAAGGUCUUGUGCGGAGAAUGGUGGUAGUCAACGGCUCACAGGUCCGCCUUGAACUGCAUCCUGAAGCGACUCAAGGCGAGGCUGGCAAGAAUACCUACGUCUUCACCAUUGGUUCGGUAGAGUCGUUUGAGAAAAAGCUCGAAGAAGCACAGGAUCAGCUGGGCAUUCCGGCCUCGGAGAGGAUUCCUGUUAGCUACCAAGCAGGUGGCAGCACCAUCGGAAACCUGGUGUUGGCUUUCGGCCCGACACUUCUGUUCAUCGGCCUCAUUCUGUGGACCCAAAGGUCGAUGGGUGGCAGAGCUGGCGGCGGCGGCAUGUUCACCUUUGGCAAGAGCAAGGCCAAGAAAUUCAACGCGGAGAGCGCGGUCAAGGUCAAGUUCAGCGAUGUUGCUGGUCUGGAAGAGGCCAAGACGGAAAUCAUGGAGUUUGUCAGCUUCCUCAAGCAGCCGGAGAAGUUCGAGAAGCUGGGCGCCAAGAUACCCCGCGGCGCCAUCCUCGCUGGUCCUCCAGGUACUGGAAAGACGCUUCUCGCAAAAGCCACUGCUGGCGAGUCCGGCGUACCGUUCUUCAGCGUGAGCGGAUCAGAAUUCGUGGAAAUGUUUGUCGGUGUUGGUCCGUCAAGAGUCAGAGACCUGUUUGCCGAGGGCCGCAAAAAUGCUCCAUGCAUCAUCUUCAUCGACGAAAUCGACGCCAUUGGCCGAGCUCGUCAGGACAGUGGACGUGGGUUCGGGGGCAAUGACGAACGAGAGGCCACCCUCAACCAGAUCCUGACAGAAAUGGACGGGUUCAACACUCGUGAACAGGUGGUGGUGCUGGCUGGUACUAACCGCGCAGACAUACUGGACAAAGCUCUCAUGCGACCUGGCCGUUUUGACAGACACAUCUUUAUUGACAGACCGACCAUGAAUGGCCGCAAGGAAAUCUUCCAGGUAUAUUUGAAGAAGAUUGUCACCAACGAGGAUAAGGACUACCUUGUUGGCCGCCUCGCCACUCUUACCCCUGGUUUCUCUGGUGCCGACAUUUCUAAUGUGGUCAAUGAGGCAGCACUGAUUGCCGCCCGAGGGAAUGCAGAGGAAGUCAAGAUGGAGCACUUUGAGCGAGCGAUUGAGAGAGUCAUCGGUGGGCUCGAACGCAAGUCCCUUGUGUUGAGACCAGAGGAGAAGAAGACUGUGGCUUAUCACGAGGCGGGCCAUGCCAUCUGCGGAUGGUUCUUGCGCCAUGCUGAUCCCCUACUCAAAGUUUCCAUCAUCCCACGUGGCCAAGGCGCCCUGGGUUACGCCCAGUAUCUGCCGCAAGAUGCCUACCUGAUGAACACGAACCAAUUAAUGGACCGCAUGGCGAUGACGAUGGGAGGCCGUGUUUCCGAGGAGCUCCACUUCCCUACAGUGACUACGGGUGCCAGUGACGACUUCAAGAAGGUGUCACAUAUGGCCCGCAACAUGGUUACGCAAUGGGGCAUGUCGGACAAGGUCGGACCGGUGUUCUUUGAGAACGACCCGAACCGGCUCCAGAAGCCGUUUGCAGAGGCCACUGCGCAGCAAAUCGACCAGGAGGUGCACAGAAUAGUUGACGAAGCCCACAAACGAUGCAGGGAUCUGUUGAUGGAAAAGAAGAAGGAAGUGGGCCUGAUUGCAGAGGAGCUGCUGAAGAAGGAGGUGCUUGUACGAGAUGACAUGGUUCGAAUACUCGGCAAACGACCGUUUGACGACAACGAGGACUUUGAAAAGUACUUUGGCGGAGGAAAGGAAGCCAGUGCGCCGCCGCCGUUCCCUGCCGAUGGCAUACCUACUGAGACGGACACGCCUGGCGACGAACAACCGACCCCAGCGCCAGCUUUCAAGGAGCAUGCUGAUGGGUCGAGGUGA
Messenger RNA from Ustilaginoidea virens, 2721 nucleotides. RefSeq lists its product as uncharacterized. Lineage: Eukaryota; Fungi; Ascomycota; Sordariomycetes; Hypocreales; Clavicipitaceae. The transcript has 2 exons. Bases 1 to 2721 code for a protein of 906 amino acids. Gene Ontology annotation, biological process: mitochondrial protein processing; protein-containing complex assembly. Gene Ontology annotation, cellular component: membrane; m-AAA complex. The record is from RefSeq and is a predicted model, not a curated record. Gene Ontology annotation, molecular function: ATP-dependent peptidase activity; metalloendopeptidase activity; ATP hydrolysis activity.